This is a messenger RNA of Moneuplotes crassus, 2374 nucleotides long. NCBI's taxonomy places the organism in Eukaryota, Ciliophora, Spirotrichea, Euplotida, Euplotidae. The record is from the annotation of a GenBank genome assembly.
UUAGUUUCUUCAAAUCUGUAGGUAUCAAGAAGACAUUUCAAUUUUCGAAAGUAGCUAGAGGGAAUAGGGAAAAUAAGCCUUCUUUAAAUGCAGAUGGGCUAAAGGAAUUCAUUAAAGCUAAAGAUAUCAUUGAACCUUCAAGAGAUUCAAGUGGUAUUUCUUUUAUAAGGAAUCCUACAAGUAGACAAGAAUCUUCUACAAUAAAAGAGAUCAAUAGGCUGUUUAUGACCAAGCCAACAAAAAGAAAAGCAGCAAGUUUUGUGAGCAAUAAUGAGUAUUCUACAUCACCUUCAAAGGGUCUUCAUGCACAUAAUUCAUAUACUGAUCAAAACAAACAGCCAACAAUAAAUUCUGCACUUAACAAAACGUAUUCAUAGGAGAAGAGUCUUCGAGCCUGGCUCCUGCUUGUCCCUUGUCGUGCGCGUUCAUCAAGCAGUUCUGAUACUUUGUGAAUCAAAAGCUCGCAGUGAUAAAAAGCGAUCAAGACGAAAGAGACGACUCUGAUUCUGACGAAGCAGACGAAAGCAAGCAGGGCUUGAGCGAAGACUACUUGAAGACUCUCUAUACUGAAGUCGUUGAGAAGAUCACUCACAAGGUUCAAAGUUUACUCAGAACACAAGGAGGCAACCAGAAUUCUGGAGGCUUAAAUAAGAGUGGAAACAUUGACAGGUUUGCAGUCAAAAAGUUCAGGAUCCUUUCUCAGAUGGAAUCUGAUCUUCACGACCAACUAUUCUUGAAUUGUGACAAGAAUAAUUGGAUUUUCUCGGGCCCUCUCGACGAUGAGUGGGUGGUUCAGUCUCAAACUAAGAUCAACGCGAUCUCUGUCCUAAAUGAAUUCCUGAAAAUUAAGCUGCUCUUGAAAGAAGAACUGAGUCAAAUCAGCAGCCAAUACUCAGAAAAAUGUUUACAAAGGACGACCCAGAACUACAAAUAUGCUCUGAUUAAUGAAGCAGGACUGAGGCUCGUAGGGUGGAUCGAAAACUUUCAGGAAUUCAACCCCAAUGAAGCAGACCCUUUUGAUGUAAACCUUAGCUUAGAAGAACCAGAGGCUUUUGCAUCUCGAGGAGUGCAUUCCAUUGUGUACAAAGAGCAAGACGAAGAGUUAGAUUCUCAAAGUAUUCUUGAAACAGUGCUUACUCCAUUCGAGCGCUUCGAAAACCAGCCUUCAUUUAUCAAGGAAUUCACCAGUCUUCUGACGAAAGAGUUCAACACUCUCGGGAAUAUCUUCUCGUACUGCUUGAAGCAGGAAGUCAGCAGUCAGAACGAAAAGGACAUGAAAAAGCUCACUAGCAUGUUUAAAGAAGAAGUGUCUCUUCUGAUGCCGCAUCUCAAGCAAAUGAUGGAGCUGAUCAUCAACCAGUUUCUGAUCUCUAUCAAGGACAAAAUCUUGGAUGGCACACUAGACUUUUUCCACUUCCAGUCGAUAUACGACAACAUUUUGCACCCCAAGAUCGAAAAGAUUUCGAAGAACUUUCAGGCCAAAAUAGCCAGAGGAGCUUACUGGAAACAGCCAAUCACGUCUGAUGCACUUCUUGACAAAUGCAAAGGAUUCACACUUGAGAAUUGUUCGACCAAGUCCAAACUGGUCUUUAGUGAAUGCUGUAGAGGACUUCUGGGGUCUAAAAAUAUUAUAUUCGAAAAGAUCAUCAAAGAGUCCUUCGAUUCGCUGCUCAGUGAAAUCAGGAAAUCUCAUGCUGAAGGGGUUCCAAAGGCGAGGUCUCAAGAUCUGAUGAUGGUGGAGGUCAACCCCUUGACUAGCAUAAGACCAUACAUGUUCGACAUACUCGAAACAAUUUGCAGUUUCCUCAUCAAAAUAUUCGAUGGAAGUGGGAGUCAGAGUAAAGGUUUGUUCUUCCCGAAGAAAUUGUUUUCCAUCCAAAGCGAUUUGCUCACGCAGUAUGAAUUCGAGCUGACACCAGAGAUACUCAAGCAGAUAUACUUCGAAUACCAGUUUUUAUUUGAAAUUGCAAAUGCAUAUUUGUGAGCAUACACCCAGAUAGACCAGAAAGCUAAUGAGCUUACACAGAAGUUGCUGCAGAUGAUCAUGAAAUCAUCUGCGAGGAUGCAACAAAGGAAGACUUUUCAGAGUCAGCAAUUAGACGAAAGCGAUGUCUUUUCAGAAGAAGAAAUUACCAAGUUAAACAAAUCACUCAGGUCUCUUAAGCUCAUCCAUGAGUAUAAUUUCUGUGUGCUCAAUAUGGUCGGAGUUGCAACAUAAGCUAAUUCUAAGCAAUUUAAGGUUGGGUCACUUCCAGACAUUGCAUGUCCUUUGGGUUGGAUUCAGGGAAUUUGUAAAAAAAAUGCUCAUCAAUGAUCUAGUUUACCACACAAUCACAAACUGACAUUUAUUAAAGUUGGGCCAUAGCAAUGAUCU